Molecule: messenger RNA, 973 nt
Organism: Aspergillus caelatus
Lineage: Eukaryota; Fungi; Ascomycota; Eurotiomycetes; Eurotiales; Aspergillaceae
Exons: 3
Coding region: 1-960 (319 amino acids)
Biological process (GO): fatty acid metabolic process
Molecular function (GO): NAD+ binding; oxidoreductase activity, acting on the CH-OH group of donors, NAD or NADP as acceptor
Source: RefSeq, a predicted model, not a curated record
AUGUCGACAAUAACGAAGGAUAUUAAAACCGUUGCUGUAAUCGGCACUGGCGUUAUAGGAGCUAGUUGGACAGCUUUAUUCCUGGCCCGAGGGCUUAAAGUCUUGGUGACGGAUCCUGCUCCGGACGCAGAGAAAAACCUCGAGAUAUAUUUGAAGGCACAAUGGCCGACACUCACUCAAAUAGGCCUCAGCGAAGAGGCUUCUAUAAAAAAUUACACAUUUGUGGAUUCACUGGAUAAUUAUUUCGGCGAAAUUGACUUCAUACAAGAGAACGGCCCCGAACGGCUAGAAUUCAAACGGAACCUCUUCGCCUACCUUGACGAAAAAGCACGCCCGGAGGUAAUAAUCGCAUCUUCGUCGUCCGGAAUCCCAUCGUCCGAAUAUGUGUCGGUGUGCCGCCACCACCCUGAACGGGUUCUGGUCGGGCACCCUUUCAACCCACCACAUUUGAUUCCUCUAGUGGAGGUCGUGCCACAUACAGCGACAGAUCGGGUGACUGUUGUCCCUCGAGCUAUGGAAUUCUACAAAAGCCUUGGCAAGAAGCCAGUUCUUAUCCAAAAGGAGAUCCCCGGAUUCAUUGCCAACAGGCUCCAAGCUGCUCUUUUGAUGGAAGCAUAUAGUUUGGUGAGCAGAGGGGUUAUCUCUGCGGCAGAUUUAGAUGCGACUGUGACGUCUUCAUUGGGUCUACGGUGGGCGCUCAAUGGACCUUUCGCCCUGAAUGCUAUGGCAGGAGGCGGGAGCUUUCAGCAUUUCUUGGAGCAUCUUGGUCCCGCUGCUAAAUCGUGGCAUGAUGACAUGCAUAAACAUACGCUCGGAAUGACGGCUGAAGAUAUUAAGGAAUUAAGUAGAACGGUUGAACCUAUGGUGCAGGCAACUGAUCUUGAUAAUUUACAGAAGGAGAGGGAUCAGGUACUCUUGAAACUUAUGGAUAUGAAGUCCAACUCACCUCUUUUAGAAUAAAGCUGAGCAGGAC